AUGUCGAUAUCCCGAUUUAGUUCACUGAAAGUACCAGAGUUAAAAGAGUAUUUGUCUAGGAGAGGUAUAUCUGUCACUGGAAUUUUAAAGAAUAAGCUUGUUAACCUGUGUGAAGCCGUAGAAACACUCAAUUUACCGGUGGACCCAGACUGUCUAUCGUGCAAAGACGACUCUACGGUUACAUUAGAUAAAAUUCGGUCUGUAGGUUGUCCGUUCGACAAUCCGUUUACAGCACCAGGUUAUACCUCAGAUUUUUCGAAUAUACCAGAUUUUUCUUUGUAUGACUUGUUUAACUACCUCAUCAACAGCAAGGCAGAUUAUGACAAAAAGAAACUCAAAGCAUACAAAUCUUGUGACGAUUACAGACUCUUUAUUGACGGUCACAUUGAAGAACUGUUGUUCAAUGAGCUGAAGUCAUAUCCAGUUUGUCUGUUUAAAGCUAAAUGUAAACCAACACAGAGAGAAGUGACUUACCUCAAUAAAAAACACUAUGAUCUUUGGAUUCUGAUUGAAAAAGAACAUAGUGAGGUCAAAGCAGCAUACUGUACAUGUACAGGAGGGGCAGAUGGAGCAUGCCGACAUGUUUCUGCUGCAUUAUAUGAGUUAGAAAACUUUGAGCAGAAGUCUGUAACUGAUGGUGAAAACCAGUGGGCAAAAAGGCCUCACCUUCAUGAUAAUCCUGUACCGGUUAAAAAGCUGAAAGUGGUAAAGGCCAAGUGA
This is a messenger RNA of Ylistrum balloti, 720 nucleotides long. RefSeq lists its product as uncharacterized. Lineage: Eukaryota; Metazoa; Mollusca; Bivalvia; Pectinida; Pectinidae. The record is from RefSeq and is a predicted model, not a curated record. The coding region runs from base 1 to 720 and encodes 239 amino acids. Gene Ontology annotation, molecular function: zinc ion binding. The transcript is spliced from 2 exons.